Messenger RNA from Sycon ciliatum, 2716 nucleotides. RefSeq names its product serine/arginine repetitive matrix protein 1-like. Bases 184 to 2037 code for a protein of 617 amino acids. The record is from RefSeq and is a predicted model, not a curated record. The transcript is spliced from 18 exons. Lineage: Eukaryota; Metazoa; Porifera; Calcarea; Leucosolenida; Sycettidae.
UUGAGCCGCAGCUGGCACAUCAUCCUUGUCAUGGGUAGAUGGCGCAGUGACGCAGUCCAAUGCUACAUCCAGGCUGCUAUAGCUGACACUCUGAAAGUGUCAUGUCAAUUAGCUGCAGUUCAACGUCAUCAGUGGUAUCUGUAGUAAAUCAAAUGAAGAAGUGACUUAGUUGACCGCAGGAUCAUGUAUGACUCGAGAGCUGAUGCCAUUGAUGCACUGGCAGGGCCACGACACAACCACGAUGGUCUGCCUGAAAAAGCGCAUGGACGUCGUUCUGGCUCGCUAGAGCUUGGCUCUGCUGUCCUAAGGAAGAAUAUUUCCCGACAGAUCGUGUCCCCCAAAUCCCCGAAGCGACGCGAGCAACAGGCAUCCUUGUCUAGCCCAACCAUCAGUCCUCAAUCAAAAAAGAAGAAGAAGAAGAAGAGUAUUGUCGGGAGGUCUACGAAACCACGGGAUAGUGAGAAUGGUGUACAGGUGGUGAACUUCAGGGAAAUGAUUGACAUCCGUGAAGGUAGGAAGAGGAAGAGUCCCGCUGAGGACGACGCUAGUCCACCACCGAAGAAACCGAAGACGUUCAUUUCGUGGGAUGGUCACGUUACCAGCGAUGUAGUAAAGGAGUUGACUACUCCUUGGCAUGAAAAAGUGGGUACAUGGGACCCGGAUAUGAAGAGUUCCUUCCUGCCGACAACCAUUCCCGACGAUGAGGAUGAUGCUUGGAAUGAGGAAUUUGAUGGGUUCAUGGUAAAGAAAGUCAAGAAGAAGAAGAAGAAGAAGAAGAAGAAGAAGAAGAAGAAACCGUUGCCAGACAAUGACGUCAGUAAACCGAAAGUCAAUCCUUUCCAGGUUAUACAAGAGAAGAAAUAUUCCAAGGCGGCCUUGGCAAAAAAGGCUGAGAUAGAAUUCCUGCAGAAGACGAAUCGGUGGCUGAAAGAACAAGGCAUCAAGAAGAGUGCAACCAAGUACCUCAAUGAGCUUAGGAGUAAGGCCACACGCACGCCAGCUAAAAAUGCCCAAGAUAAAAUACUCGAUGGUUAUGAUUCUGAAGGCAGAAAGCUGAAGAGUCCCGACACAAGUACUGCUGACGACAACGCAAAUCCACUCCCGAAGAAACCGAAGAAGAUCAGUUCGUCUAAAGCGAAACCAUUCGACAUAAGGACAUGGGACAAGAAAACCAGGAGUUUUAUCGAACCGCCGACAACCAAGCGGAGGAGAUCUGAUCGAGACAUUGCCGACGAUAAGAAAGAGGAUAAGCCCAAGGCACCCUCGUCCAGCCCAACCAUCAGUCCUCAGCCAAACAAGGCUAACAAAGAACGACAGCAACAGCAGCGGUCUCCAUCUCACAAUGGCUUGGCCAAGAAGAGUGACACGGACAAGCAUAAGAGACCGCAGCAAGCUGAGAAUGUGAAUACCAAGAGGGUAGCCUUGCCGCAUACUACCAAGCAGAGGAAAUCUGAUCGAGACAUUGCCGGUGAUCAGGAAGAUGCUUUGAAUGAGGAAUAUUAUAAGCCCAAGGCACCCUUGGCAGAAACGACUAAGAAAAAACUACAGCAGCAGCACCACCACAAGCAAUCUCCAUCUCAAAAUGGCUUGGCCAAGAAGAAUGGUGUCGUCAGCAGUGACACGAAUAAGCUUAAGAGAACAUGCAUGCCAGCUGGGAAUGGCAGGAAGAGGAAGAGGCAUUACACCAUUAGCGCUGGUUCACGCUGGAAGAGACCGGUUUCAUGGGUUGCUCGCGCUAUCAACUCCAUAUUGAAGAAGUUAACUGAAGAGAAUACCAAGAGUGUAGCCUUGCCGCAGACAACCAAGCAGGGGAAAACUGAUCGAGACAUUGUCGACGAUGAGGAGGAUGCUUGGAAUGAGGAACAUGAUAGGCCCAAGGUAAAGAGUGUCGAGAAGAAGCUGUUGCCAGUCACUGUCAAGAAGUCGCGUAAAAAAAGAUGUAGAGAAAAAAGAAAUAGAGAGAAAUAUUCCAUGGUGGACAUCGCCAAACCGGGUGGAGUGGAAAUAUCCGCCGCUCGACGUGCCUUGUUCCAAUGAAACAAGUAAUCCAGUACAAUCAUGAGUACACGACCCCCCAGAAUGUGCAACUCAGCUUACACCUCUGUCCCAACACGUUUCGGAAAUACAUCAUGGUCGCGAUGCAAUUCACCUGUCUGUAUGCCAGAUCAUAUUGCACACAGUCAACCUUGCAGGUCAAAUGCAUGCUCCAGUAACUCUAGUAGUGUGUUGUGUGACUUGUAUGAUUUGCUAUAUCUGAGCGUGUAUUGUUAUGGUUGACUGCCCAUGUAUGAUGCUCUCCUCGUCUGUGCAGAAUCUACUGUGUUGUUCUGUUUAUGUACCUCACCUCAUGUCUUGUAUGCAUUCCUGCCGCACCCUCCUCUCGCCCCUCCUCCUCCUCCCCCCCCCCCCCAUGGUGCUAGCUGUGAUCCCAGACCCUUGGCUGGGCAGUCAACCGCAGCUCACCAGCACAGCUCGUGUAGCGCCUACACACCCAUUGUUGUGGUUUUCUUGUUUUGUCUUUGUUUUGUUUCCUGUUAUUCCGUAGGUAUGUGCACUGUGAUAACAAAAUUAAUAAAAAAUAGCGUCCCUCAUCGUCGGCAAGACGGGCGAGGCUCAAGCAUGAUUCAUACUUUCUUUCGCGUACGGGAAACGCGUCGUAUUUCGAAAAAGUGGACUUGAGCUCAACUGAUUUUACUCUGGCCCAUCGUGCGACGAU